GGGUAAAACGGGACCCUAUUACUAAGACUUCGCUGUCCGUCCGUCCGUCUGUCCGUCUGUCACCAGGCUGUAUCUCACGAACCGUGAUAGCUAGACAGUUGAAAUUUUCACAGAUGAUGUAUUUCUGUUGCCGCUGUAACAACAAAUACUAAAAACAGAAUAAAAUAUAGAUUGAAAUGGGGCUCCCAUACAACAAACGUGAUUUUUGACCAAAGUUAAGCAACGUCGGGAGUGGUCAGUACUUGGAUGGGUGACCGUUUUUUUUACUUUUUUUUUGUUUUUUUUUUUUUGCAUGGUACGGAACCCUUCGUGCGCGAGUCCGACUCGCACUUGCCCGGUUUUUUAAUACAGUUGUUGGCUUUAACUUUUUUUUUUUUAUAUAUUCGUUUAUUUCAGAACAUCUGAAGCAACCGUUUUAGAAUCGACAUCGCCAGAUGCGUUUAGUACAAGUACCAUACCUCAGGAACCACACCCGCAAGGGACACAAGUUUCAAAAUCAACGGCGCAAUUAGGAGCCAUACGCCGAGAGACAAAAACAACAUCUGAAGCAACCGUUUCUGCCGCGAUCCGCCGCCGCCCAAUGCGGGAUAAUGAAAUAGAAAACGUUCUCUUUUAUGGCAGUGACGCAGACGACAGCGAAGACGAUGAAGACGAAGAACGGUUUCCUAUAGUUUUGCCAAGAGUAUCCCGGGUGUACUUAUCUGACGUCGACAGUGAUGACGAAAUAGAGUCAUCAACAACCGUGGAGUACUCUUGGCCACCUCCAAAUCCAGUCCCUGCUACUUCGGUUGUCGAACCUACGGAGCCAGCACCAGCCCCAAUUAUAGAGCCCACAGAGCAGCCAACAACAGCCGCAGAUUGUCCAGCUCCUUAUCCAGCGAAAUUUAGGUUUGAAUGGAGACAGUUCCCACAGCCUCAAGUUUCACCAAACUUAAGAAGGGAAAGCUUCUCCCAGGCUAAUAGACGCACUGCUCUUUAUACCAACCCUUACGAAGCAUUCGUUGCAAUAUGGGAUCGUUCUAUUAUUGAGCAUGUAGCCAACGAAACAAAUAAAUACGCUCAGCAGUUAGCAGCGGCAAUGCUGCUGCAGGGAAUUGCUCCCAAUAGCAGAAUAACAAGAUGGGUAGACACAACAGUGGACGAGUUAUACACUUAUUUUGCUUUAAUUUUGGCCAUGGGUAUCGUAGUGAAAAGCCGUCUAGACGAGUAUUGGAACACCACCAAAGACAUAUUUUGUACUCCAGAAUUCUCCACCAAUAUGUCUAUCGACCGCUUUUUACUGCUGAGCAAGUGUUUGCACUUUAACGACAAUGCCACAUGUACCGCUGACAGACUUUCAAAUGAUGAAGCGAAAUUGCAUAAAUUGUUGCCUAUUGUGCAGCAUCUCAAUAUGAAAUUCUCUUCAUUGUACACUUUAGGCCAAAAUAUUGCAUUAGACGAAAGUUUAACACAAUGGAAGGGUUGGCUAAAUAUUAAAAACCACAUACCUAACAAGGCAGCACAAGUAGGCAUUAAAACCUACGAAAUAUGCGAAUCCCAAACGGGCUACCUAUGGCGAUUUGAGGUAGAGGCAAAACAGGGCGUCACAAACCAGAAUGAACAGGAUCCCAUAUCUGGAAAAAUACCGACUCUUGUGCUUAAACUUCUCCGUGGUUUGGAGCACAAUGGUCACACAGUUUGGAUGGAUAACUAUUACAACUCCCCUGCUCUAGCGAGGGAGUUGAAGCUUUUGGGGUUUGACUGCGUUGGUACUCUACGCACAAAUCGUCAAUUCGUUCCCGUUGAGUUGACAAAUUUGACAAAUAGGGACAUGAAUGUCGGCCAGGUGUGCGGUUGCACAUCCGGAGAUGUUGAUCUCAUUGUAUGGCGAGAUAAGAAGCGUAUUGCUCUUAUUUCGACAUACCAUGGCUUAACAACUCUGGAAUGCGGUGGCAUAGUCAAACCUGCUCUCAUACACGAUUAUAAUAUCUGUAUGGGAGGGGUAGAUAAAAAAGAUCAAAUGCUAGCCAUGUACCCCAUAGAACGGACACGCACAAAAGUGUGGUAUAAAUUUUUUUUCAAACGGCUACUAAAUGCUAGCACAUUAAACGCGUUUAUAAUGCUCAAACAAAACGACCCGUUAAUGACACACCGAAAUUUUCGUAAAAACUUGGUGAUUCAGUUGCUUCAGCGUCACAAGCCAGUCUCGCCACGUCCACCGGCAAUUUUAACCACACCCGGAAGGCAUAUGCCUAAAUAUUUUGAAAAAGUGUUACAACAAGCUGGUUACACCCGGCAUCGACGAAGGAAAUGUGUUGUGUGCCGCAAACCCACAAUUUCAUACUGCGAAGGGUGUGAUGGCAAGGCUUUGUGCGUAUCGUCAUGCUUUUCACUGUAUCAUCCUUAGAGGUCACAGCUGUAAUAAUAAAGAUUCUCAUCCUAUAGUCUUUAGGUUAGCAGUCCUUUCUGUAAUGUUCGUUUUUUUAGGGUUCCGUACCCAAAGGGUAAAACGGGACCCUAUUACUAAGACUUCGCUGUCCGUCCGUCCGUCCGUCCAUCCGUCCGUCCGUCCGUCUGUCACCAGGCUGUAUCUCACGAACCGUGAUAGCUAGAAAGUUGAAAUUUUCACAGAUGAUGUAUUUCUGUUGCCGCUAUAACAACAAAUACUAAAAACAGAAUAAAAUAAAGAUUUAAAUGGGGCUCCCAUACAACA
Molecule: messenger RNA, 2692 nt
Organism: Cydia fagiglandana
Lineage: Eukaryota; Metazoa; Arthropoda; Insecta; Lepidoptera; Tortricidae
Product: piggyBac transposable element-derived protein 4-like
Exons: 3
Coding region: 581-2386 (601 amino acids)
Source: RefSeq, a predicted model, not a curated record